This is a messenger RNA of Exophiala viscosa, 1938 nucleotides long. RefSeq lists its product as uncharacterized. Bases 1 to 1938 code for a protein of 645 amino acids. The record is from RefSeq and is a predicted model, not a curated record. The transcript has 5 exons. Lineage: Eukaryota; Fungi; Ascomycota; Eurotiomycetes; Chaetothyriales; Herpotrichiellaceae.
AUGCCUACCCACAAUCCCGGGUUGCUGUUCGUAAACAAGACCUCCAGGUCAAAAUCUCUUACGAACAGCAGAGAUGACAUCGAGGGUCUGCGCGAGAUUCAGCAACAUGCUCAGAAGUCACGCGAUUAUGAGAAGGAGAAAAAGCGGAGGGGAAGGCUGAGAACAUCUAAGCUGCCGAUUGGAUGGGCAUCUAUCUCGUCGGCGUCGACCAGGACCCUCACCGUGGGCCAUCCUCGUGUUCCGGCGGACACACCAGCUAUCAAGAAGGACGACGAAGUCGAGGAAAACCGGAACCUGGUCGACCUCUGUCCCAAAGAGGACGCGAAGCAUGACACACCGAAUGUAACAACCAUCACUCCAUCCGGGGCCACUGUCGAACCAUUCAGUCAAUUCCAGAUUUCGAUGAACACCGAGAAGUACCGCAUCCUGGAGUAUUUUGCCCAGAGGUACUUUCCCGCAGUCACAAGAUUGGAUGUGCCUCAAUUCAUGGGCCGUCCAGAGUCCCGAUCUCCCAACCCGGCGACUCUAUGGGUCCGCAACGCUCUGAUUGACGAGCGGUCUCAUUUUGCUCACCUAGAACUACCGGAACAGUUGGCAGACGCAGCACUCCGCCAUACGAGGCAUUAUCUGGAACAAGGCCGACCCGUCGGCCAGGAGCUGAUACAAACCAUCCUGUGCUUGUGGGCGGUCGAGAGUUACAGGCGGAACUGGGACGGCGUCGAUGGCCACAGGAAAAUGCUCUUGCACCUGACGGACACGUACCUGGGCGGUUUCCAGAACCUUGAGCCUUACACACAACGUAUGCUGUGGUUCGCUGAUCGCUUCCAGGCUGCUGCGACCGUAACACCCCCGGUCAUUGAGGAAAGAUGGGAAACCGAGGAUCUUACACCUCAACAGUACACAAGUGUGAUAACCGCUAUCCGUGAGCAUGGCAGGCGACCAAUGGCAUUGGGAUUCAUCCAAGCACUCAUACCUCACCACGACUGGGCCGUUGGUAGAGGCUGGGCUAUUUCGGACGAGUUGAUCAGUCUCGAGGACGAUCCGCUCCUACAUCCGUCUGUUCGAUGCAGGAGACUCCAGGACUGUAUCAGGCGGGCCUUGAUCGCGUGGCUAGCGUUUGUACCGGCUAGCGCAAAUCAUUCACCCGACCCGCGAGAGAUCAGCUCUCCCGUCGUACGAGCAGCAAUCGACGCAAGACCUUUGCGAGCUCGACUUGCAGGUAUAACAGAAAGCCACAGCGAGCAAUCUCCAUCUCGAUGCGAACAGCUCCUAGUGUUCUGGAUGGCGGCGCUGGGAGCGGUAGCGAGUGAACUGGUGGAAAAUCAAGAAUGGUUUGCGCUUCACUUCCAAGCAUUUGCCCGACAAUUGGAGAUAUACACCUGGGAAGAUUUCAUGCCCAUCAACGAACGGUUUUUGUUGCUGGAGUAUCUGCAGCCGGCAAAUUGCACGAAAUUGACUUGGCUGCUGCAACCGUGGCUAUUUCUAGGUCGUCAGAAACAGUCGACGUUGGAAACUCAAGUUCAACGAUGCUAUGUGGAGAACUCGGUCAUUUCGGUCUGCGACUUCAAUUGCUUCGCUAACGGUACCUGGGCAACUCAACUGGAGCAGAUGUUGCGAACUGCAAUCUCUCGUGCUGAUGGAACUGCACAGAGGAUGCGAUUGUGCUACGUUAGGGAAACUGUGAAUGAACAACUCUCGUGUGGUGUUACGACAAGGCUGAACAACACGGCUGUAACCGUCGAGCAGGGCCGCUUCCGGUCUUCAAUGCCACCGGAACACACAUAUGAGUCAAUGGCAAACUCGGCUCCGACUCCGAUGCCUCGGAACCCCCAGACGCAAUUGUGGACAAGACCUCAUUUCCCCGUUGUCGGAAGAUCUCGGGAGAGGCUAGAAUUGGCCAUAAUUGCUUCCGGGCUUUUCGGCUACGCUUCGGAAUGA